AUGAAAUUCAGCAUCGAGUCCACCGCGUCCUACAACAGCAUCCACCCGGCUUACCACUAUACCGAGCAGUUCGCCAACAACAGCGAGACCUAUCGCGAUGGUACCAAGUGGUUCGGGGUGUUUCUGGCGUUCCUGUCAGGCACCUUCUUCACCAUCAGCUCAGCCUUGGUCAAGGCGGUGCGCAACGUCGACCCGAUGAUCCUGCUGGCCAUCCGCGCCCUGGCGCAGAUCCUGGCGAUGGCCGUCGUCGCCUGUCGAUCAGCGGGCAACCUUACUGGUCCCUCGGGCCAGAGGUUGCUCAUACACUUUCAGGGCAUGGUGGGCGGUAUGACUCUAUCGUUGCUGUAUUACAGCUUCCGUGAACUACCUCUGGGCGAUGCCACCACGAUCAUCUUUAGCUCGCCGGUGAUCGUCAUCGCACUGUCUUUCCUUUUCUUGAAGGAACCGUGCGGCGUCCUGCGCAUACUAGUGGUCUGCACGCUCUUAGCGGGCGUCGUCCUCGUCGCUCGACCACCCUUCCUGUUUCAGAUGCACCGUGCCGAGAGCUACAACCUUAUGGGGUACCUGUGCGCCAUCCUGGCGACCCUGUUCACGGCGCUCAACAUCGUCGUCAUGAGAAAGUGCUCCGACGUACACUAUUCCAUCCUGGUGCUGAAUCUGUCGUGCUGGUCGCUCGCUGCCGCCGUGUUCUUCUACUUCGCCGUGUCCGGUGGCACCCACGGGCACCCCUUCCGGUUACCGCGCGACUGGUUCACGUGGGGGCAGAUCAUGCUGGUGGCACUCACCGGGCUGAGCGGUCAGGUGCUGGUGACGAAGGCGCUGAAGAUCGAGGGCGCGGGCAAGGUGUCGGUCACCAGAUCGCUGGACAUCAUCCUGGCGUACAUGAUCCAGGUGUACCUCUUCAAGGACAAGCCGACGUCAACCAGCGUGUCCGGCGCGAUCCUCAUCAUCUCCUCCGUCGUCUGCAUGGGCUUCGAGAAGGAGAUCUACUCCAUCUGCGACUUCAUCCCCUAGUCACCGAACGAUCGCUCAGGGUUGGAUUCGAAACGCGAUGAAUAACGUACCGGGUGAAUCGCGAGAAGCUCGAUUCGCUCUUUGAAAUCAUCAGACUAGUCAGAACAUCACCCGAAAUACCUCUUCUGCAAGAAGCUUCUGCAAGAAGAUCGCGUAUUAUUUAUAUGUUAGAAGUUAGUCGAGAAUUCAAGAAAAGAUUGACGUCUCAGUAUGAAUAGGGAUUAGAAAAGCCGAUAGUUUGCGCUCGAUGGUAAACAUUGAAGCGCCGGCAUCACGUCAGAUUGUUUAAUAAUACUCCAGUAAAUUUUAAUAAAAUUAAGUAAUUGUUCAAUCAGUCGUUUUUUGAGUCAUUUGAGUCAUUGGGAUCCCGAUAUUACGCGUGGAAGAAAUCGAUGAAUCUCCGAACGAUUGAUUCUCUCUUCACUUUUCCUUUAAUUUCUCUCGAAUUUUAAUUUAAUUAAUUGAUAAUUUAAUUAAUAAUAUUCAAUUUACUAUUAAUUAAUUGAAGUCGUAAAAUAAGCGAGAUAUCGCCAUUGUAUUGGGUUGGCCAAAAAGUAAUUGCGUUUUUUUCCAAUA
Messenger RNA from Ooceraea biroi (clonal raider ant), 1590 nucleotides. RefSeq names its product solute carrier family 35 member G1. The record is from RefSeq and is a predicted model, not a curated record. NCBI's taxonomy places the organism in Eukaryota, Metazoa, Arthropoda, Insecta, Hymenoptera, Formicidae. Gene Ontology annotation, cellular component: membrane.